AUGGCCGAACCACGCUUUAACAAUCCCUAUUUUUGGCCUCCACCUCCAGCGAUGCCCAGCCAGUUGGAUAACCUGGUGUUAAUCAAUAAGAUCAAGGAACAACUGAUGGCGGAAAAGAUCCGACCUCCUCACUUGCCUCCUACUUCCGUCCCUUCGCAGCAACCUCUGCUCAUCCCUCAGUCGCCGGCGGAGACCAGCCAGUCUGUCAUGUCCCUACAGAAGCUCCAGCAAAUCCCCGGAUUGCAUCCACAAGCCGUUCCCCAGCCAGAUGUGGCGCUGCAUGCCCGGCCUGCCACCAGCUCUGUUACUGGUUUGGGCCUGUUGUCCUCCCGCACAAAUGUCAGCACUUCAGAAUCUAGCACUGGUACCAGCAGUGGGAUUUCCUCCACUCCAACUUCCAACAGCCAGACCCGACUCAUCGCCACCUCCCCAACCCUCAUCUCAGGAAUCACCAGCUCACCAAUGCUGGACUCCAUAAAGACCAUCCAGCACAGCCUGCUGGGGCCCACCAAACCUGAGAGGGGGCGCAAGAAAAUCAAAGCGGAGCACCCACCCGGCCACCCAGUGCUUGUCGUCCCUUACCCCAUCCUGGCUUCAGGAGAUAUUGGAAAAGAGGGCAAAACCUACAGGUGUAAAGUUUGCCCCCUAACCUUCUUCACCAAGUCAGAGAUGCAGAUUCACUCCAAGUCCCAUACAGAGGCCAAACCUCAUAAGUGCCCGCAUUGUUCCAAAUCGUUUGCCAAUGCUUCAUAUCUAGCACAGCAUCUGCGCAUUCACCUCGGUGUCAAGCCCUAUCACUGCUCGUACUGCGAGAAAUCCUUCCGCCAGCUCUCUCAUCUUCAGCAACACACCAGGAUUCAUACUGGUGACCGGCCCUACAAGUGCCCGCAGCCCGGCUGUGAGAAGGCGUUCACCCAGCUCUCCAAUCUGCAGUCUCACCAGCGACAGCACAACAAAGACAAACCAUACAAGUGUCCUAACUGUUACCGAGCGUACUCGGACUCUGCCUCACUUCAGAUCCACCUCUCGGCCCACGCGGUGAAACAUGCCAAGGCAUACUGCUGCAGUAUGUGUGGGAGAGCAUACACCUCGGAGACUUAUUUGAUGAAGCAUAUGUCCAAGCACACAGUGGUCGAGCACCUGGUCAAUCACCAUUCUCCUCAGAGGACCGAUUCUCCUGGCAUUCCUGUUAGAAUUUCCCUUAUAUAAAACAUGGGGAGGAAUCUUAGCCCAGGAGCAGAUGACCAAAUGCCAAGGGCGGCCUGGGCUGCAUCCCACUUUAUCCUCAGUCUGAGGAAGCAGCUACCUUGCUGGGAUGGAUCUGGGGCCUGGACCAGCUCCCUCUUUCUUCACAUUUCUCUGGAGCACCUGUCAUGCACUUGGGUACCCUGACAACUGUUUGUCUUGUCAGUGACCGACUCUUGUGGCAGCUGCUUGAGGACCUUUUACAUUUCACUGAUCUAUGAAUACACAUGGAUUUUACCUCUUCUUGGUUGCCCUUGGGAUUACAAACCUUAUUUGGCUAAACUGUUGUGUCAUACGAGCGUGUAACUGGACUUUACCUUGGAGUCAAAAACAAACAAAAAAGAGCUUCUGACUUGCUGCCACUUGGAAUGAUCCUGGAUUGGCUGAAGUUUGAUGUUAGUGAGAUUCUGAUUGGCUGCUCUUGGUGUGAGUCUAACUAUAACAUUGAUUUGCCCAAAUUAUUUGGUGACAUGCAAAGUCCCCAGCCUAGCACUUUGAAUCUCUCACAUUUUAUAUUGGUUCAUGUUUAACUUUUUUAUUCUCCUUUUUUUUACAUAUGAAAAAAACAAUAAAAACCCUAUUUAUUGGCCAAGAAUUUGGUGCUGCUAAAAGAAAGAAAAUCAAGCAGUGAACACUUUUAUGAACUCUAUUUGCUGAAUUAUAAUCAAAAUGCUGCAGAAUUCAGCACCCAUCCUGGGAUGGAGAUGGACUGGUGGCCUAGAUGAGGAAGGCAGGGUUCCUCUCCAUGGCCGUGAGCGGAGUAUCACUCUAGAUGAAGAGGCAUGUUUCCCCUCCGUGGCUGCAGUUGGAGUGUUGGCUUAGAUGAGGUGGAAGGGUUCCUCUCCCUGGCUGUGGGCACAGUGCUGGUCUAUACGAGGGAGUACGGUUCCUCUUCGUGGCUGCGGGCACAGUGCUGGUCUAUAUGAGGGAGUACGGUUCCUCUCCCUGGCUGUGGGCACAGUGCUGGUCUAUACGAGGGAGUACGGUUCCUCUCCCUGGC
Nanorana parkeri is the source of this 2245-nucleotide messenger RNA. RefSeq names its product zinc finger protein 362 (gene ZNF362). Gene Ontology annotation, molecular function: DNA-binding transcription repressor activity, RNA polymerase II-specific. The coding region runs from base 1 to 1209 and encodes 402 amino acids. Gene Ontology annotation, biological process: negative regulation of transcription by RNA polymerase II. The record is from RefSeq and is a predicted model, not a curated record. The transcript has 7 exons. Lineage: Eukaryota; Metazoa; Chordata; Amphibia; Anura; Dicroglossidae.